UUCCAGAUGACAGCUCGUUCUGAGCUAGCUUUCAUGCCUGAGCAUCAGCAUACUGUUGGAGCCACAGACAGUGUAGAGUUAUUUGAUAACUUGGUGGGUUAUUUGUGCCAUAAUAGUCUCAUUUGAAACAUAUAUUGACCAGAAUGUCUGCUCCAAAGAAGGGAGACUUGUCACCAAGUGAAAAGGAGUUGUUUGAGGUUAUUACUGCAGGAAACGUUCAAGAGGCCUCAAGGUUGCUGGGCUGUAAGGAUGUUCGAGUCAACUGUUUGGAUGAGUAUGGGAUGACUCCUCUCAUGCACGCCGCUUACAAGGGAAAAGCAGACAUGUGCAAGUUGUUGCUUCAACACGGUGCAGAUGUGAAUUGUAAUAAGCAUGAGCACGGAUACACAGCACUGAUGUUUGCUGGCCUGUCAGGAAAGACUGAUAUCACAUGGAUGAUGCUGGACGCAGGGGCAGAAACAGACGUAGUUAACUCUGUCGGAAGGACUGCUGCACAGAUGGCAGCUUUUGUUGGGCAACAUGAUUGUGUCACAGUGAUCAACAACUUCUUCUCUCGUGCCAGACUGGAUUACUACACUAAGCCUCAGGGUUUGGAGAAAGAACCUAAGCUACCAACCAAACUUGCUGGACCUUUGCAUAAGGUCAUCAUGAGCACCAACCUGAACCCUGUCAAGAUGGUGAUGCUGGUGAAGGAGAAUCCUUUACUGGCGGAGGUGGACGCUCUGGACAGAUGUCGCCGUGUGAUGGAGCUCAUCUGCGAGAAGUGCAUCAAGCAGCAGGACAUGAAUGAGGUGUUGGCCAUGAAGAUGCACUACAUCAGCUGUGUGCUGGGAAAAUGUGCCUCCUUCCUCAAAGACCGUGAGGACAAGCUGGAUGGUCUCCUUAAGAGCUUGCUGAAGGGUCGGGACACCGAUGGUUUCCCUGUGUAUCAAGAGAAGUUUAUCAGAGAAUGCAUUCGCAAGUUCCCAUAUUGUGAUGCUACUCUGCUGCAGCAGUUGGUGCGGAGUAUCGCUCCUGUAGAGAUUGGUAACGACCCCACAGCUCUGUCAGUGCUGACUCAGGCCAUCACCGGUCAGGUCGGCUUCAUGGACGCAGAGUUCUGCACGACCUGUGGAGAGAAGGGAGCCGAGAAGAGAUGCUCCAUCUGUAAAAUGGUAAUCUACUGUGACCAAACUUGCCAAAAGAUGCACUGGUUCACCCACAAGAAAGUUUGUAAGAAGCUCCAAGAGCAGAGAGAGAAACAAGAAGCAGAAGCAGCCAAACUGAGGAUGCAACAGAACAAAGAGGAGAGUAAAGCUGUGCAGGAUGCCACAGACUCUAUGCAGGAGCUUUCAGUAGAGACUAGCAGUGAGGUCACCACUUCAAACUCUGCAGCAGAAACAGAUACAUCAGACCCUGCAAGCACCCCAGCUGCUGACAACUGAAGAACAUCUGACAGUUAAAGCCAAUGACCAUCUUCUCUAGGAUCUAUCCACACAACACAGAUAGAGAGCAAACUGGCCAUAAGACUAAACGCCAGAUAAGGACUCGAAGAAGGACUCAUAUUUAUUAACAACCUGAGACUCUCACCAUAACAGCAAGACACAUCCGAGGAAUGCCACAGUCUUUGUGUCCUUUUUCCAAGUUAACUUUUCAGAUGGAAUUGUCAUAAUAUGUGAAUGUGAACACUGCGUAGGCUAAAGUGUUUUUGGUAGACGUCACUGGGAGGGAUUAGUAAUGGCUCACAUCCACUAUGGGAAGCAAUUCUGCCUUAAACUGUAGCAAACUGUGUGCGAAUGAAGUAGCCAAUCAGAGUUGUUGUUUGUUUGCAGUUAUUUGAUUUAUUUCUGGGACGUCUUUUGUACUGAAAACAUUAUGGGAGCUGUGAGCGAAUGGCAUGGCUGCACAAUGUUGACCAAAAAUGUAUAUUUUUAAAUAUAAGUGACAUCAGUUUAUUUUUCGUGAAUGAUGAGGUGUGACUUUAAUUCUCAGGAUUUUCCAAAUUCUGACUAAAUGAAAACAUUUCCUCCAGCAUCCACUGUUGAACAAGGACAUCAUGUCAGGAAGGCAAGUAUCAGUUUGUCUUGAAAGAUCUCACUACUGUGGUUUUGAUGUUCUUUAAUUUGUUGUGCACCAUGAAUUAUUAGAGAAGCUGAAGUCAAAAUAUCAAGUUCAAUAAGACUGUGAUUGUUCUGAGAGCUGGUGACUUCCAAUAUGUCUGACAGCUUGAUCUUAAAUACAUUAAACAGAGACCAACUUCACUGAAAUAUGCUGUAGAUUUUCAUUUUUAAGUGUAUUUAUUUAUGUUUAUACACUCACUCCUGAAAGCAUCAGAGUGUGUUUAGUGCACACACUUGUACAGUCAGUGGAUAGCCUGUAAAUCCUGUGAAACGCACUUACCCCUGAUCACAAACUGCGCAUUACUUUUGUGUUUCAAGCUGUGCUCGGUGUGCUCCUGUUGAUUUGUUUCGAGUCUUCCUGGGCUUGACAAGCUUAUUCAGCAGAGCUUCCCUUUUUUGUUCAAAAUACCAAUUAACACUUUAAACUCUUACUUAUAAACAU
Molecule: messenger RNA, 2541 nt
Organism: Pelmatolapia mariae (spotted tilapia)
Lineage: Eukaryota; Metazoa; Chordata; Actinopteri; Cichliformes; Cichlidae
Gene: ankmy2a
Product: ankyrin repeat and MYND domain containing 2a
Exons: 10
Coding region: 144-1424 (426 amino acids)
Molecular function (GO): protein binding
Source: RefSeq, a predicted model, not a curated record